AUGUCAACAUACAAACUUUAUUACUUUAAUAAUCGUGGUCGUGGUGAAGUAUCUCGUUUAAUAUUUGCUGCAGGUGGUCAAAAAUAUGAAGAUAUUCGUUACGAAGAUGAUGAAUGGUUAUUACAUAAAGCUAAAAUGCCAUUAAGUGAAAUGCCUGUACUUGAAUUUGAUGGUACAAAAUUACCACAAUCAAAAGCUAUUGCUCGUUUUCUUGCUAAACAAUUUCAAUUAGCUGGUAGAAAUAAUCUUGAACAAGCCAAAGUCGAUGCUGUUGUUGAUACAAUUGAAGAUUUAAUAACAAAAUUAAUACCAGUUUUUGAUGAACAAGAUGAUGCCAAAAGGGAAGAACUUAGUAAAAAAUUCUUUAGUGAAGAACUUCCUAAACAUUUACAAAAUCUCGAUGUUUUACUUAAAGAAUUUGGUAAUGGUGGUUUAUUCUUCGUUGGUAAUUAUUUAACAUGGGCAGAUUUAUAUUUUUAUAAUUUUUUCGAAACUAUUCUUGGAAUUAAUGAAAAUUGUUUAGAUACUUAUCCAUCAUUAAAACAAAAUCGAGAAGAAGUUGAAAAACAGCCAAAAAUUGCAGAAUAUCUUAAAAAUCGACCUAAAACAUCAAUUUAA
Rotaria sp. Silwood1 is the source of this 618-nucleotide messenger RNA. The record is from the annotation of a GenBank genome assembly. NCBI's taxonomy places the organism in Eukaryota, Metazoa, Rotifera, Eurotatoria, Philodinida, Philodinidae.